AUCACGGAGCACUCGGGGGCGAUGUUCAGGUUGGCUUUACCGCAUGUUUUACCGAGACAGCGACGGUAACGCCGGUUCUGUGCCAGCAUAAGUGCCAGUUUCGCGUUGCUAUAGAAUGACGUUGCUGUAGACAGCAUCGACCUUUCGGUCUUACAAGAUGCAGAGCUUCGUCACAAUUGCCACCGCGAAGCUUCCGCGUCCCCUAGCCAACGUCUCGACCUCGGCGCGGCGGCACCUGUGCAGGAAGAGUGACCACCAGAGACUGAUCGUUUGCGAGCAGCUGGCCAAGUCGCGCAAGUUGGUGCGACUUCGCGGUGCCGAGAACCUCGCCUUCUUGCAGGGUCUGGUCACCAACGACACGCGGCACCUGAGUGCGACGGAAGGGGUGGCUGGCGGCAAGCCCCGCCGUUGCAUGUACGCGCUCAUGCUGAAUAGCGUCGGGCGCGUCCUCUACGACCUGAUCAUCUACCGACCGGGGACCGGCGAAGACGAAGUGCUCGUCGAGUGUGACGCCGAUGCCCGCCAGGGCUUGCUGCGACUACUCCAACUCUACCGUUUGCGCAAGCCCAUCGAGAUCGGGCCGUGCGACGACCUGGACGUGUGGGCCGUCUUCCACCCGUUCUGCGGCGCUGUGGAUGAACCGCCGCCCGCUAGCGAUCACUGGCCGUACACGACGAAGGGCCGCUGCGUUGUGCGCGAUCCGAGGCUCGGCCUCCUGGGGUCGCGAGUGCUAGCGGACGCCGGAGAGGACCUGACGAGCGCCGACCCGACUUUGGUGCCCGCUGCCGAAGGCAAAGAACCGAGCUACGCGCACCUUCGAAUGCAGCUGGGCGUGGGCGAAGGGCUUCGCGAGCUUCCUCCGGCGGCUUGCUUUCCCCUGGAGUGCAACGCGGACUACAUGGGCGGCGUGAGCUUCCACAAGGGCUGCUACGUGGGUCAGGAGCUCACGGCGCGAACCCACCACACGGGCGUGGUGCGCAAGCGGCUCAUGCCGGUCGUGAUGCUGCACGAACCGAGCACGUCGCUGCCGCCUGACGCGGUCGUGCGGGACGCGGCCGGCGCGGCGCUGGGCAAGCUUCGCGCGCACCGGGGUCCGCUGGGACUGGCGCUGCUGCGCGUCCGGGAGGCCCUGGCCGCCGACACGCUGCAGGUGGAGGGCGUGCCGCUGAGCGUCACCAAGCCUGGGUGGUGGCCGCGCCAGGUCGCGAGGCCGGCCGCUGCAGUCGCCGAGGGGCAGGCGACCACGUAGACCUCGAUCUAGCUACGCCCGGGCCGAACCUCGUGCCCCUGUUUGUGCCAGCGUGUACCUAGUCCUUCGGAAGUGCAGAGGCCGCUAGUGUCGAUGUUUGCCCUGUGGACAAGCGUGGGAUGACGUAUGCCACCAGCGCACGUACGCCUUACAGACUUUCAGUAAUAGUCGCAGUCACGUUGCGUGAUCGGGGAGUAUGCAGUGCCCGGCCCGACACGGCUUUCCCGUUGUAGAUGAUUAUUUCCAAACGCCGGCUGUAGUUUUCUUCUGCAUAACUUCAACAGAACUCCAAUGCUACUGACGCAACUCGGCGAGUCGGUGGAAUCUUGACGAAUUGGAAACAUGCACAGCACAUACUCUGCUGCAAUUGCCAUCAUGUUCCAUUUAGUUUUUUGUAGCACUGUGCACGGUUUUGUACUAGACCAUGCUUCCAAGGACAAAGCCCAAAAACUCGUAUUUUUCCAUCUCUAACCAAGCCAUUGCUGGCUACAAGUUUGGUACCAUCCAUGAAAAUCCUGGAUUUGGGACACCUCAGGAAGUGACCUUCAACAUGUAGGGCUUACCUGAGCAUGAACAUGUCACGAAUAUAUACUCGAGUGUUGGUGUAGUCACUUUGGCAUUGAGCUGAUAAGCCGAAAGGUGCGGGAAUGAAUCCUGGCUGCGGCGGCCGCAUUUCUAUGGAGACAAAAUGGAAAGACGCCGACGUACCAUGCAUUGGGUGCUCUUUAAAGAACCACCGGUGAUGAAAAUUAGUCUGGUGUCCCCCACUACGGCGUGCCCCAUGAUCAUAACGUGGUUUUGGCACGUCAAACCCCAGAAUUUAUUUCAAUGUCAAACUAAGUACUACUGUCUGAAGUUCAUCUGGCUGAUUUAAAUUCCUGCUUGUAAUGAUAAUCCUGCAGUUUGUGUACAAUUGGCAAGAACAGUUUUGUCUUAUAAAAUCUACCAGAUGAGGCGAAUAACUUUAAAGGU
Dermacentor albipictus is the source of this 2221-nucleotide messenger RNA. Its product is annotated as putative transferase CAF17 homolog, mitochondrial. The record is from RefSeq and is a predicted model, not a curated record. Gene Ontology annotation, biological process: iron-sulfur cluster assembly. Gene Ontology annotation, cellular component: mitochondrial matrix. Gene Ontology annotation, molecular function: protein binding. NCBI's taxonomy places the organism in Eukaryota, Metazoa, Arthropoda, Arachnida, Ixodida, Ixodidae.